Monopterus albus (swamp eel) is the source of this 1735-nucleotide messenger RNA. It is a transcript of the gene alg5, whose product is annotated as ALG5 dolichyl-phosphate beta-glucosyltransferase. The transcript is spliced from 10 exons. NCBI's taxonomy places the organism in Eukaryota, Metazoa, Chordata, Actinopteri, Synbranchiformes, Synbranchidae. Gene Ontology annotation, biological process: protein N-linked glycosylation. The coding region runs from base 277 to 1245 and encodes 322 amino acids. Gene Ontology annotation, cellular component: endoplasmic reticulum membrane. The record is from RefSeq and is a predicted model, not a curated record.
GGCUCAAACUGAUGACGUAUCGAGGAAACGUCCACGUUGCCGUUGUGUUUAGUAGUGAUUGGUUGUGUUCAUUUCCUGUAGAGUAAUGGACGGUUAGGUGUUAUAAUUUAUUGUUUUCUUCUUCUGUGCAGUCUUCUAAGCUUGUAUUUUCUUGUAUAUCCCGGGAAAUCAGAGUCCUGGCUAGAAGACACGAGGCAAAAUUGAGGAGAAGGCGAGCUAGUCUUUUAGCUAGAUACUUUGGUGGUCCGUCAGUGGCUGCAGGGUGAUUAAUGGAAAAUGGAUUUUAUCUGUGAAAUUUUUCAAGCUUUGGUCGCAUUGGCAGCUCUAGGGUUGAUUGUGAUGCUUGUAAUAGCACAUGCCACUGCUGGGAUGGUGAACCUGACAUGCCACGAGAAGGAGAAAUAUUUCCUCACCACCACAGGAGAGAAGAAGCUCUUCCCCAGCCUGCAUGAUCCUCAUUCCAGGGAGCUCUCUGUUGUGAUCCCAGCCUACAACGAGGAGCACCGAAUGCCUGUGAUGUUGGAUGAGGCUAUGGAGUACUUGGAAAACAGACAGAAACAAAACCCAUCCUUUACCUAUGAGGUCAUUGUCGUUGACGAUGGCAGCAAAGACAAAACCACAGAGGUUGCUUUGCGAUAUACUAAGAAGUACGGUGCAGAUAAAGUCCGGGUCCUGACCCUGGUGAAGAACAGGGGGAAAGGAGGAGCUGUACGGAUGGGAACCCUAAGCUCCAGAGGGAGAGUUAUUCUCAUGGCAGAUGCUGAUGGAGCCACAAAGUUUUCUGACUUUGAGAAAGUGGAGGCUGGACUUAAUGACCUCAGCCCUAAACCGGAUAACAUGGCAAUUUCCUGUGGUUCCAGAGCUCACCUAGAGAAAGAGUCUGUAGCUCAGCGAUCUGUGUUUCGUACUUUCCUUAUGUAUGGCUUUCACUUCCUGGUGUGGUUCCUUUGUGUGAGAGGGAUCAGGGACACGCAGUGCGGCUUCAAGCUUUUCACACGUGAGGCUGCACUUAAGACUUUCUCUUCACUCCACGUAGAGCGAUGGGCAUUUGAUGUGGAGCUCCUGUAUAUUGCCCAGUGUUUUAAAAUCCCCAUAGCAGAGGUGGCGGUCAACUGGACUGAAAUAGAAGGGUCCAAACUGGUCCCGUUUUGGAGCUGGCUGCAGAUGGGACGAGACGUGGUUUUCAUUCGCCUGCGCUACAUCACUGGAGCCUGGAAACUGCAGUCACCACAAAAGACAGACUAGCCAAUCAGACAAGCCCUGGAAUCAUAGAGACAGCCUAUGGUAGGGCCACCAACUCCUAGGAUGAGGUGGGACAACAGCUGUGUCCAUCAUUCAAUCAACAACAAAGAACAAAGUUCACUAUAUCACAUCCUUUUUCAUUCCAGAUGUCAUUGGAUGUGAAGUAAUGACACAGUUGUGAGUACCUAAUAGUCCGGGCUUUUUUAUCGGCAUAUUAUGAAAGCCACUGUUAAACACACCCUUGUGGCUACAGCUGACAGUGUCUGUAUGACUGAUCCCUGUUCUAAGUUACAUAAUAUUGUUUUUGGUUUUUUUGGUUUUUGCCAAUGAUUGGUAAGGAAGAAAGACUUUUAGGAAAUGUGAUGAUUCUGUCAGGUUGAUUGCUUGUAUGCUGAUUUUCAAAGGGGGGGAGAGACUGAACUUUUGAGGCAACAUGGGUGUAGGCUGAUGGCCCGAAUGACCUGAACCAAAAUAAUUAAAAAGUCUGAUGUAA